AUGGAUUUGUAUCAACACAAUUUCUCUAACGUUGAAGAUACAUUUAUACAAAUAACAGCAAAUGGAGAUGAUAUGGAGGGAGGUCUCACUGGCCGUAAGCAUGGGGAAGAUGAUGAUGAAAAUGAUAGUGAUUCCAAAAUAACUCGGUUCUUACAAACUGAUCACUUUCAAUCUAAAAUAGGGAGCAGAAGUGACUCUCUUAGUCAUUCAAUAGUACAGGAGUCAGGACGCAGUCCGACCAGACUAUCAAUUUCUAACAAUUCAGACUGCGGUAGUAUAAGAGCAAAACAGACUAGAAAAAAGUGGAAAGAAGAUGAAGAUAUUGUCUUCCUUGAUAUAGUGUUGAAACAAUCACAACUGUUGACUUUUGUUGAAUACUUCAAGCCAAUGAAAAAUUUUUGGGCUCAUGUUUCAAAAGUGCUAAAAAAUGAGCACAAUUAUAAAAGAAACGGGAGACAGUGUCACGAUAGAUUCAAAGUUCUUUAUAAUAAGGCGGUCAAACUUAAAGCUUAUUCUAAUCUAACAUUAGGGGAACCUCAUAAAAAAAAGGAUCUUACAGGACUGCAGACUCUGUUGAUACUGCUAUUAGAAACAUUUUCUUUCCAUAACGGAAAUAUAAUAUUAAGAUCACAGGACACCUCAAACUCAGAUUCUCGUAGUAUUUUGGACAAUAGCAGUGGAAAUGGCAGUGAAAAUUUCAAAAGUAGUUUGAAAAAUGGGCACCACUCUGUAAAGGACGCAGUCAUUUAUGACAAUUUUCCAGAUUUUUCAAUAAAGCAUCAACACUCUACCUUAGAUGCUUUCCCUUCCGUUAGUGCUUCUACAGUUGAUUCAGAUUUUAUAGUACCCCAUGAUAAUCGAACAGAAGCAUCACAACAUAUAAAAUUUGAAGGUCCAUCUUUCAUACACUCAUCAAACAAACAAUACAUCGAUAGUUUAUUUCAACCAUUAUUUUCAGUUGUUGGAGGAUUGAAAGAACAAAUAGAUGCGUUACAAAUGCAAAUUAAUUCAGUGGGAUCUGAGAUGCAUCUCGCCAAAAUUAGUGCACAUUCCCUACAGAAUGCAUCGCAGGGUCAAAGGAAUAUGAUACAUGAGGUGUACUCCAUGAUUAGAACAAUCGGAGGACAUACAGAAGGUGAAGAUGGGCAGCAAAAUGACAAUUGA
Messenger RNA from Kazachstania africana CBS 2517, 1164 nucleotides. Its product is annotated as myb/SANT-like DNA-binding domain-containing protein. The transcript has a single exon. NCBI's taxonomy places the organism in Eukaryota, Fungi, Ascomycota, Saccharomycetes, Saccharomycetales, Saccharomycetaceae. The coding region runs from base 1 to 1164 and encodes 387 amino acids. The record is from RefSeq and is a predicted model, not a curated record.